AUGUCCUGGUACCCGACCAAAGACGUCGUAGUAGGCGUCCUCGGUGCCGUGGGGUUCUUGGCGUGGAUAAUAUUCGCCAUCGCGACGUUCAACCACCCAGGCUGCGUGAUCUUCCUGACGUUUAUGCCGUUGCUCACGAUCAUGCGGCUGCGCGACCAAGUCGAGCCGCUGGAGAAGGCCCGGCGAACCAAGGCUGAGCCUCUGCUCGGCCAGCGAGACCCGUGGUCGACCGUGCUGGCGGCGUACCGCUACGAAGACCUCUCCCCCGGCCGCACCCUCGCUCGGCUGGGCGUGGCCGCCGUACUCGGCAGUCUUGGAGGAAUGCCGCUCGCCGCAUGGAACGACAGCAUGCUCCUCGUGACUGCUGCGGCCGUGUUCGGACUCGUGACAACGCUCGGCCUCUACCGCCUCGAAACGGGCUCUCUGCCAGACUUCAAGGAAAUGGUCGACCUGUCGGCCAUGUCGACUGACGGCAAGAAGGGCCUGGCAUGUCGCGCGCUCCAGGCCGCCUUCUUUGCUGUCAUUCUCUACCGCUCCUCAGCUGGGCUUAAAGUUUCGUUUUCGUGGAUGUUGCAUAUGUGGGCGCAUGGCUUGGCUCAGGACUACGAGCGGCGCGAAAGGAACAAACUCGAUGCCACCCUCCCGCCGUGUGUGUGCGCCGACGGCCUGCCACCGUGCUCGUCGCCAAAGUGCAAGCACAAGUCAACAUGGCGGCUGUUCUCGUGGACAGUGGCCAUGCGGUACGCGUACGCCGUGUUCUUCUGGUACGCCGCUGCCCUGCUUGUCACGGCUCUGGAUCGCGGACAGGCCAUCAUCAAUGCGCGCAACAAGUUGACCAUUGUAGCGCCAUAG
Messenger RNA from Vanrija pseudolonga, 852 nucleotides. RefSeq lists its product as uncharacterized. Bases 1 to 852 code for a protein of 283 amino acids. Lineage: Eukaryota; Fungi; Basidiomycota; Tremellomycetes; Trichosporonales; Trichosporonaceae. The transcript has 2 exons. The record is from RefSeq and is a predicted model, not a curated record.